This is a messenger RNA of Fraxinus pennsylvanica, 1938 nucleotides long. The record is from the annotation of a GenBank genome assembly. NCBI's taxonomy places the organism in Eukaryota, Viridiplantae, Streptophyta, Magnoliopsida, Lamiales, Oleaceae.
AUGGACAGUGAGGCCUCAACAAUGGAAAUAGAGCAUAGAUUAGAAGAAAAUGAAGAAGAGGAUCCGUUUCUUAAAUUCGUCGAUUAUGCAAAAUCGAUUUUAUCAGAAAAAGGAAGCGAAAGGGAAGAAGAGAUGAUAAACGGGCCGGGAUGGAGUUGGAUUGCGUCUUGGAUUCUUAAGACUUGCAUUGCUUAUUCCAGUGGCGUCACCUCUGCAAUUCUCUUAUCUGAGCUCUCUCAGGCUUGGUACGAGCAGAAUAGAAGUGGAGCUCUGAAAAAGCAGCCGGAAUGCAUUACUCAAAUAAAGAAGAAACAUAGGAGAGGGAAGCUACCAAACGCUGUUACAAUUGAUUCUAUAUAUGAGAAAAAGUUCUUAUCCUUGAGCAGUGUCAUUGAAGGAGUUGUAAUCGAUGCUUUUAUUCUUCCAGGGACAAAUAUUUACAUGCUUAGCUUGGGGGAUAUUUGGAGCUCUAAUACUAUAGAUCUAUAUCUGCACAGAAGGUUUUACAAUGUAGCUGACCCCAAAAAUGGAAUUCUGAACAAGGGCAGGGAAGUUUUCCUGACUGGAUGUUAUCUUCGAAUGGCUGCAGGGAGUUCAAGUCGUGCACGACUUUUACCGACUGAAUAUUUCAUUAUACUGUUAGACGAGGAUGAAGAUAAUGAUGCGAUGCUGCUUGGGGCACAGUUUUGCUCGGAUUCCUUUUCUUCCAUUUCUCUUGAUGCUGUGAAGGAAGGUACUUCGUAUUCUUUGUAUGCAAGGAUUGAACAUAUUGGACCUCUGGAAAUUCAAGGAAAGUAUGGUAGUUUGCAGAGAAAGCAAAUAACUCUUGUUGAUAACGAUGGUACCAGGUUAAAAUUUGUACUCUGGGGAGAGCAGACUCUGCUUGCCAAUCUUUUUAGUGUGGGAAGCAUGCUUGCCCUGGAUAGACCAUAUAUAGCAAGUCCUGUUGAUAGUUAUCUAGAAACGUGCAACGAAAUUUGCCUUGAAUAUGGUAGCGCGACCCAGUUAUAUCUGGUGCCUCGUAUUCUGCACGAGGAACAGGUAUGUGUAGCUUUGACUCAGAACCAUUGCCAAGGAUCAAGGCUGUUAAGUGAUCAAAGUCAGGGACCUAUAGUUUCCCAAGUAACCUUGCCUUGCGACUAUCAAGGCUCGAUCGACUUCAGUAAUUAUCCCUUUCGAUCAUUUGUAGUCGAUCUGCGUGACAAGAUGACUAGCAUCAGCCUCUAUGGUAUUGUUACAGACAUCAAAUGUACUUCAAAGGCCUCAGUUAGUCUGCAGAUUGAGGAUACAACUGGAGCAAUCUGGGCAAAGCUACAUUUUGUUAAUUCUUGGUCAGUGGGAAGAUUAGGAAUGGGCCACACAGUUUUUGUACGUGGUUUAAAAUCUUCUGUGACACCAAAAAAGGGCCUCGAAUUAUCAUGGUUUGAGAAUGAAAGUGGAGCUUCAUUCGUCAAUAUAAGUUGCUUGCCAGCAUUGCUAAAUUCAUCUUGUCUCCACAAAUUAUCCCAUCUUUCUAUUCUCUCCGUCCAGAAGAGUGGUACUCAUGUAUGUCGAGUAUGGUUGGAUCAAAUUGAACAUUGCCAUGUUAAUACAAGAUUUUCGCAUAUCCUCUGCGGUCAUUUUGUUGACAAGACUCUUGAUGGCGAUUUUAAGUGCAAAUUUUGUCACAGCAUUUGCAAUGCUGAAGUUGUUCGUACCUUCCAUGUAAAGAUAACACUUGCAGAUGAGACUGGAAAAGUUUUUGCUUGGUGUACCGGUCAGACUGCUGCCGAGUUGCUGCAAAUAUCCACAGAUGAGUUUUAUGAACUGCCUGAGGAGGAACAAAUUAUGUAUCCAUCUUCGCUUGAGCUUGAAAAGUUUAUAGUGGCAAUAGUGAACUGUGGAAGGCAGGAUGAUAUGGUUAACUGGGAAGUCACUCGUGCAAUGAAGUGUGAAUAA